This is a messenger RNA of Mesitornis unicolor (brown roatelo), 795 nucleotides long. It is a transcript of the gene GJB7, whose product is annotated as gap junction protein, beta 7, 25kDa. Gene Ontology annotation, cellular component: connexin complex. The record is from RefSeq and is a predicted model, not a curated record. Bases 1 to 795 code for a protein of 264 amino acids. Lineage: Eukaryota; Metazoa; Chordata; Aves; Mesitornithiformes; Mesitornithidae. The transcript has a single exon. Gene Ontology annotation, biological process: cell communication.
AUGAGCUGGGGAUUCAUACGUGAUCUGCUGAGUGGAGUGAAUAAAUACUCAACAGGAAUUGGAAGAAUUUGGGUAGCAGUUGUGUUCUUAUUCCGGUUACUGGUUUACAUUGUGGCCGCAGAAAACAUCUGGAAAUACGAGCACGAUGAAUUUGAGUGCAACAUCAAGCAGCCCGGCUGUGAAAACGUCUGCUUUGACCAUUUUUUCCCUGUCUCCCACAUCAGACUUUGGGCUUUGCAAUUAAUCAUGGUCUCCACCCCUUCUCUCUUGGUGGUUUUUCAUGUUGCUUACCGAGAGAACAGAGAGAAACACCACAACCAGAAACUUUAUAAAAGUCCAGGAAAAAUAGACGGCGGAUUGCUGUGCACUUACCUUAUCAGCCUCAUUUUAAAAACAGGAUUUGAAAUAGUUUUUCUUGUUCUGUUUUAUAAAUUGUACAAUGGAUUCAAAGUACCACGUCUUGUGAAAUGUGACAUGAGACCAUGUCCCAAUACUGUAGACUGCUAUAUUUCCAAGCCCACAGAGAAGAUGAUUUUCCUUUAUUUUCUGGUGGCAACUUCAUGCCUGUGCAUUUUAUUAAAUCUAAGUGAAUUGAGCUAUCUCAUUUUCAAAUACUCCAUAAAAUGUUAUCUGAAGAGGUAUAUCAAGAAACACCAGGACUCAAAAAGUGAUUGCUGCCAAUCAGAAAUCAUCCGUCACCACAGACCAGCAGCUGCAGGACGGUUCCUCAACAACUCCCCAUCCUCGCCUCUGAAUACCCAAAAUGAACAUGAAAAAAGUUCCCCAUUGACUUGA